Messenger RNA from Corylus avellana, 2579 nucleotides. It is a transcript of the gene ATCSLA09, whose product is annotated as Nucleotide-diphospho-sugar transferases superfamily protein. Gene Ontology annotation, cellular component: Golgi apparatus. The record is from RefSeq and is a predicted model, not a curated record. NCBI's taxonomy places the organism in Eukaryota, Viridiplantae, Streptophyta, Magnoliopsida, Fagales, Betulaceae. Gene Ontology annotation, molecular function: mannan synthase activity.
AUGAGAGACGAACCAUAACACACAUAGAGAGCUUACAAUACAUACACAUAAAACGCUAUUUCUCUCUCUCUCUCUUUCUUUCUCUUGCUCUGCAUUUAUUUUCCUUCUCCGUUACCACAUUUGUAAGUUCGUUGUGCUGCUUCUGUUUUCAUUUGAUCACACAGAGCAGAAAAAGGUUUUGAAUUUCGGGGUUUCUUUUUCUCCGACGAGAAAGAAGACAUUUCUUCUUCUGUAAACUGAGUUUGUUCUUGUUUGUUCUCUUGUGGGUGUCUGUAAUAUAGUGGGGGGUUUGAGUCAGUGACUGACAUCCCAGCUCUGUUUCCAUUGUUUUGCUUGACCAAGAAGCAAAUAACAAAGGCAAAUAUUCGUGCUCUUUUCGAAAAGGAGCUUCUUUAAAUCGAUGCAGAUCUAGUGGGUUUUUUUUUUUUUUGCUGAACUGUAACACUCUUAGUUCCUAGCUUCCCAUUAUCUUAUAGACUCAUCCCCUGCCUUUGCUCUGUUUUUCAACAACGAAUAACAGAGGAAAAGGCCUUCAAUGGAUCGGUUCACGUCGACGACUAUUCUUCCCGACUCCUUUCAAGGGGCCAGAGAUGACAUUUCCAUGCAACUUGGAAUUAUUUGGGCUCAGAUCAAAGCGCCAUUGAUUGUUCCUCUGUUAAGACUCUCAGUCGUUCUGUGUUUGAUCAUGUCCUUGCUGCUAUUCAUCGAGAGGGUUUAUAUGGGCGUUGUCAUUGUUCUGGUGAAGCUGUUCGGUCGAAAGCCCCAUAAGCGUUAUAAUUGGGAGCCAAUGAAAGACGACGUUGAGCUGGGAAACUCAGCUUAUCCCAUGGUUCUGGUGCAAAUCCCAAUGUACAACGAAAGAGAGGUCUACCAGCUAUCAAUUGGAGCUGCAUGUGGGCUUUCCUGGCCUUCUGAUCGAAUCAUCAUACAAGUCCUCGAUGAUUCCACAGACCCCACAAUCAAGGACUUGGUGGAGCUAGAAUGCCAGAGAUGGGCAAGCAAAGGCAUAAACAUAAAGUACGAGAUAAGAGACAACCGCAAGGGAUACAAAGCAGGGGCUCUCAAGGAAGGCAUGAAGCACAGCUACGUGAAACAGUGCGAUUACGUUGCCAUCUUUGACGCCGAUUUCCAACCCGAGCCAGAUUUCCUCUGGCGCACCAUCCCUUUCCUCGUCCAAAACCCUCAACUCGCUCUGGUUCAGAGCCGCUGGAAAUUUGUGAACUCCGAUGAGUGCUUGAUGACAAGAAUGCAAGAGAUGUCAUUGGAUUACCAUUUCACUGUAGAGCAAGAAGUGGGGUCCUCCACCUAUGCCUUCUUUGGAUUUAAUGGGACAGCAGGUGUAUGGAGAAUUGCUGCACUCAAUGAGGCAGGAGGAUGGAAGGACCGGACCACGGUGGAAGAUAUGGAUCUGGCAGUGAGAGCUAGUCUCAAAGGGUGGAAAUUUUUGUACCUUGGAAGUGUCAAGGUGAAAAAUGAAUUGCCUAGUACUUUCAAAGCCUACCGCUAUCAACAACAUAGAUGGUCUUGUGGUCCGGCUAAUCUUUUCCGGAAAAUGGUUUUGGAGAUUAUAAGGAACAAGAAAGUAACUUUAUGGAAGAAGGUACAUGUGAUUUACAGCUUCUUCUUCGUUCGGAAGAUCAUAGCCCACAUCAACACAUUUGUCUUUUACUGCAUUGUAUUACCGGCAACUGUGGUGGUGCCGGAAGUUGCGGUUCCGAAGUGGGGGGCAGUUUAUAUUCCUUCCAUCAUCACCCUUCUCAAUGCUGUUGGAACUCCGAGGUCACUCCACCUGUUGGUUUUCUGGAUUCUCUUUGAGAAUGUCAUGUCCCUGCACCGAACAAAGGCUACCAUCAUCGGUCUACUAGAGGCUAGCCGAUCAAAUGAAUGGAUUGUCACAGAGAAACUAGGAGAUGCUCUCAAAGCUAAAGCAUCGACAAAAGCACCAAGAAGACCUCGGUUCAGGAUCGGAGAAAGACUCCAUUUGUUAGAGCUUGGAGUUGGAGCUUACUUAUUCUUUAUUGGCUGCUACGAUGUUUUCUUUGGGAAAAACCACUUCUACAUUUUCCUUUAUAUGCAAGCAACGGCCUUCUUCAUCAUGGGGUUUGGGUACGUUGGCACCUUUGUCCCCAGCUCUUAGAGGGGGGACUACAGAAAUGACAGUGAAAGUUCUUUCUGCUAUGUUGUUUCUCUGCGUGAUUUCUGCUUCAGCAACAUAAGAUUGCCAUCCAUGGCGACAAUUUCCUGCAAUAAUAGCUUGUAAAAAGAACAAAAUAUAUGGUCAAUUCUUUUAGGUUGCGCAUAAUAUUUUUGAGUUGGUGACUCAAAAAGGGUUAGUUAUCUUGUGUAUAGUAAAGCAAGUUAAGGAAACUACAGAACAAAUUGCUGUUAUGAGAAUGUGCAAUUUUAUACAGAGAAAAGGAGCAGCAGAAGGCAGCUUGUGGGAUACCCAAUAGAUAGUGUAGACAUCUUGGAAUGGAUUGUCUGUAAUCUUGAACUUUUGUAACUUUUGUUUUUGGCUUACUUUUGUUGGAUUUCUCUGAAGAGGGAAUAAACAGUUGGGAAAAAUAGGGUUAAUUUUA